AUGCCGGGAUCACGUUUCUACAUUGGACAUGACGUAUUUACCCCUAGCAACUACGUGGAAGACUCAAGAGUAAGGAAGGGUAACCAAAACUUUGAGCCGGAGAAGAAGAAGGAAGUAGAGAGGAUGAGCGUAAUGAAGAGCUGUUUCGUGUUCAUGAUGGGAACGGCUUAUGGAGUAUACGUCGCGCAGAAUUACAACGUUCCAGAUAUUAAGAAGCUCACAAACACUGGUCUCGUCAUCGCCAAGCACAUCGAGGAGAAUUAUCGGAAACCCAAGAAGGACGAUGUGAAUUGA
Molecule: messenger RNA, 294 nt
Organism: Microthlaspi erraticum
Lineage: Eukaryota; Viridiplantae; Streptophyta; Magnoliopsida; Brassicales; Brassicaceae
Source: the annotation of a GenBank genome assembly